Liolophura sinensis is the source of this 4989-nucleotide messenger RNA. RefSeq names its product trichohyalin-like. Bases 227 to 3652 code for a protein of 1141 amino acids. Gene Ontology annotation, cellular component: troponin complex. Gene Ontology annotation, biological process: muscle contraction. The record is from RefSeq and is a predicted model, not a curated record. NCBI's taxonomy places the organism in Eukaryota, Metazoa, Mollusca, Polyplacophora, Chitonida, Chitonidae. The transcript is spliced from 23 exons.
CAGGAAGCAUCCCUGGUUCAUGUGGCUUUGAUGUAGGGGCUGUAGUAAUUCCAGUUGUGUGAUAAGCUGUGAAGGAAUCAUCUGCUUAUCUGGGCUGCCUCUAGUCCCAGCUCUCACACACACAGAGAUCAGUUCACAGCGGUAGGACAGGCAUUGACUGUACCCCAUCUAGGUACUCUAGGUAUCCUCCAGUGUCUUUCGUUACACUUCAUAAACAGCACACAACAUGAGUAUGGAAGAGAGGCGAGAAGCCCGCAGGAGGCGGAGACAGGAGGAAGCAGCCGAGGGGGGAGAUGCAGAAGAGGAAACAACCAGUCGUCGCAGUCGUCGUAACCGACAAGCUGCCGAUGAGGAUGAGGCUCCACAGGAGGAAUCUAGCGCUCGCUCCCGGAGGCGCAGAGCCCAGCAGGAGGAGGAGGAGGUAGAAGCCCCUGCCCCUUCGGCAGAAGAGGCUGCUGUGGACCCAGAGAAGGAGGCUGCCGACGCGGCUGCCAGAGCCGCAGCAGAGGAGGAAGAACGCAAGCGUAAAGAGAAGGAGGCAGAAGAAGCCGCUGCUCGUGAAGCAGAGGAAGCCGCCGAAGCUGAGCGCAGACGCCAGGAACAGGAAGCUGAGGCCGAGCGCAGACGAGAGCAGGAAGAAGCCCGCAGGAAAGCCGAGGAGGAGCGCCGCCAGAAAGAGGAGGAAGAACGUAAAGUCAGAGAGGAAGCUGAAAGAAAGAGAAAGGUUCUGACGAUAGAUCCUAGUGAUCCAAUGGCUGGCAGGGCACAGGGCAGACUUGUCCAUGCCAGCGUCAGCUUGGACCAGGCCGAUGAAGCAGGGGUAGAUAUGAGGGGCUGGGAACACAGGCGCCAGGAAAGACAAACGGGCGCGCCUCCAGGGGCAGUCAGCUCUGUGGUUCAGAAAUGGUUAAACGCAGAAUCCAGUACGACCAGUUCUACAGCAGGCAUUGCGUCCAGGCGAAGACGCAAUUGGAAUGAAACAGACAUUCAAGAGCCAAUCAGAUCCAGGGCGCAGAGAUGGAACGAAGCUGAGCAGACUCCAGUGCUUCUGAGACCAAGGGCGCGCCGCUCACGCUCGACUCACGAACACGACAACACAGACUUCCGCUCACAGGCCUUGGCGCACUUCCGACAACAGCGUCAACCGGAAGUACAGAUGAUUUUGAACCCGAAACCUGAACCCGAAGAUGAGGUGAUUCCCCAACCUGUUCUAGAACCCGAAAUGAAUGACCGGGAACGCAGGCGAGCAGAACGGCUCAAGAAAUGGCGUGGAGAGGGAGAAGUGGACAAAGCCUCGGCACUGAAGGAGAAAGAGUACAUUGAAAAACGGCGACGUGAGGAGGAAAAGAUUAAUGAGGAGGCUCGCAAGUAUGCUGCUGAAAAAGUACGAGCAGCCAAGGAAAAGUUUGAACGUGAAACUCAAAACCAAACAUCCGACAAACUCAAGGGGCCUCCAGAAAAACUUGGUUUUCUCAAUUCUAACCAAAGCAACUUUAAUAAAUUCAGGCUAGCUGCUGAAGGUCGUUGCGACAUGAAUGGGUCAGAUCAUGGGAAAGAUGAAAAGGAGACUCGUCAAAGGGUGAGUCGUCUAAACACUGAUAGAUUAAAUAUUUAUCAAGACACUGAGAAAUUAGAAGGUGAGGAAAAGACAUCUUCCCUUUUUGAGCGUGACAAAAGUUUAGGGCAAGAACGUUUAAAGCAAAAACGAUUUGAGCAAGAGGAGAAAGAAAGGCUAGAACAAGAACGUCAACAGCAAGAACAUUUGGAACAUUUGAGGAUAGAGGAGGGACAACGGUUGGAACAGGAACGUUUGGAACAUUUGCGGCUAGAGGAGGAAGAAAGUUUGGAACAGGAACAUUUGGAACAACAACAUUUGGAACAUUUGCGGUUAGAGGAAGAAGAAAGAUUGCAACAGGAACAUUUGGAACAACAACAUUUGCAACAUUUGCGGUUAGAGGAAGAAGAAAGAUUAGAACAGGAACAUUUGGAACAAGAAGGAUUGCAACAUUUACGGUUAGAAGAGGAAGAAAGAUUGGAACAAGAGCUUUUACAAGAAAAACGCAUGGAACAAGAGCAGUUGAUGCAGAAACGGCAAAGAAAAAGGAGUGCCGAUGAGGAUAGGCAGCGAAGUGCUGGCAGAACGAGAAGUCAGUGGAAUGAUAGGCAGGGUCAAUCAAAGAUUGAAGACAGUGAUAUUAACACUGGUUUCAUCUCAUCAAACAAGGCUGUGUCGAUAAAUAGUAAAGUUGGUGACAGAAAAGCCAAGUUUGAAUCUCCAAACACACAGGAAGAUAAGAUUGUACAAAAGCCUGAACGACGCAUAUAUGUAUAUGGUGCUCCAAACCUGAAAAGCCUUCAGGAAAAAUUUAGUAAGUCCCAGGCUGAUGAUUCUCUGACGGCACGGGCAAAUCCUGUCAGAUCUGUCUCCAAGACAAAUGAAAUACAUGGAGAACGGAAGCCAUGCUAUGAUGAGAAUAGCAACAAGGUUGGAACCAGGUGGAAGUUAGAUAAUGGAGAAGCCACAAAUCAAGCCUCUGAGCUUAUCAAGAACACAUCGACAUCAUCAUCAUCAUCAUCAUCAUCAAGAUUCGGUAAAACUGAGACACCUUCAGCUGUUGCCACAAAGGUCAGCACAUUCUCCACAACAGUGACAUCAAGGGAAGAUAGCUCUAAACCUUGGGCUGUUCCACUAGCUGGAAGGACAAAGGACAAAAAGACUGUCUUUGAAUCUGAUCAAAGAACAAGCGAGACUUCACGGCAAAAGCCAAUAGAGUUGAGAUUGAACUCUGCAAAUACUGUCAUGCAGAAGUGGAAAGCUCGUGAAGAAAAAAGUGGCAUGGUGGCCGGCUCUACCCCUCAUCCCCUCUCCUCCAGACAGAGAUCACAGAGCGGCUGCACAGACGGAGAUAAUGCACCAUCAGAACGUCGCCUUUCCUCCUCCUCAUCAAUAUCCUCAUCUUCCUCAUCUACGUGGCGAGACAGGGAAGCCCUCAGGUACAAGGAGGAAGAGGAAAAGGAAGAACAGGAGCGGCUAGAACGCGAGCGUAAGAAGGAGGAGGCUGCGAGGCGAAAGGAAGAGGAAGAACGAAAGAAGAAAGGCAAGCGGAAGGGUCUCGGUGGCUUAUCACCGGAGAAGAAGAAACUGCUCAAGAAAUUAAUCAUGCAAAAAGCGGCUGAAGAUCUGAGAAAUGAAGCCAUUAAAAAGGCUGAGGAGAGAGAAAAAUACAUCAAUGAGAGGGUGGAGGCCAUUAACACAGAGGGGCUAAGGCAAGCCCUGGCUGGUGGCCAAAACAUGCCCAAAGCUGAACUGAAUAAAUUAGUGAAGGACCUUCAUCAGAAGGUGGCUAACCUAGAAGAAGAAGUGUACGACUGGGAAGUCAAGAUUCGCAAACAAGACUAUGAGAUCAACGAAUUAACUCUUAAAGUAAAUGAUAUGAAAGGAAAAUUUGUUAAGCCAGUUCUCAGGAAAGUUUCAAAGACGGAGGCCAAAUUAGCCAAGAUAGAAAAGAAGGAAGCUAAAGAUUUCCGUACCAACCUGAAGUCAACAGGCCACAACAAAUACGCUCUGGAAGAAGAAAAAGAGAGCGGAGGCCCUGCUUGGCGAGACAACUUAAAGACAGAAGGAGAAGAAAAGGCCGAGGAGGCUAGUUAGAUGUGAAGAAGAGGGCGCCACCUGCUGUUUAUAUCCCAGUACGACUGACUGGUCUGGCUAAAAUAACUGUCACUGGGCAGUACAGAUAUUUGUGUAGUUAAUUUGUGAAUGUCUUAAUGAAUUUUCCUUCUGUUUCAAAUGGCAAGACUUUUUAUAGAGAAAGAUUUGGUGUGUACAGAUCUCAUUUUAUGACAAACAUGCUAUUUUUAACCACUAUGCCCAUAAUUUCGCUGUACAACUUUCUUUUAGUUUGUUUGUAUUCUUGAGAUCUGACCUCUUAGUUUCUCUCAUAGAGAAAUUAAAAAAAAGAGAAAACAAAAAUCAGAUUGAAUAUUAACUGUAGCUGAGAGGAUUAUGUUUGUGUGUGAAGGCAGUUAAUGGAGGUUGAAUCUGACCAGGGUUAGGACAGGAGUUGUAACAAACCCCUGAACACAUAGGACAGGAGUUGUAACAAACCCCUGAACACAUAGGACAGGAGUUGUAACAAACCCCUGAACACAUAGGACAGGAGUUGUAACAAACCCCUGAACACAUCUGAACUGCUUGGUAGUAGGGAGGGUGACAACAACAACGACAGGCUGAAUGCUACUGAUGAUGUACCUUUGCCUCUGCUCUCUGUUGAUAAUUUCGAGUCCAGGAGUUUUGCUACCCCUGUUGGUGAUGAUGUUACACUGGUAGAGCCGCCCAGCAGACUGGCACAGUAAUCCUUCUGAUAUGCAUGUUUUUGUACAGCCUCCCUCACUCCAUAAUUACUGUAUAAUCUGACAGUAUCACGUUAUCGGCAUGUUACAUAUAAAGUUGUUGUAAAAUUUUGUUUUCACUUUUUCCUGUUUUGCUUUUUUUUAUUAUUAUUACUUUAUUUUUAACGUAGACCAUUUUUCAGUGUAUCCUUGCAGUCUGGGUCAGCGUUAUUGUGUAUAAUAUCAGGCGUUGAGAGGGUGUGCAACCUAGGAUGAAAUAGCUUAACUACUUACCUAGUGUGAAUACAGUACCGUGUAACAUCAGGCUAUAAGCCCAAGCCUAUUCAGCUUAUACUGCAAGUAGUAUUCAUAACAAAGUGGGUAAUUUGUAUAUGGUCUUGCUGAAGCCAAACAGGACGGUUGCUUUUUGUACAAAUCUCAGAUUCUACCACAAAAAAUAGCCCAUCUUUCACGCUGCACACGAUGUAGAUUAUAGCUGAAUAUUGUCAAAUCUGUUGCCAUGGAGACCUGUUUCACUUUCCCUUUCCUGUUCGGUGUGCCGUUACCUUAGCUGCCAGUCGGCACGGUCUCUGAGAGGCCCAGUGUUUCAGAUUCCCAGUCCAAGGCAAUAAAAACUCAUUCCUUUGGCGAACAGAA